AUGUCCACCACCAAGGCAGCAUACAAGCAAGCUCUAAAGUCGGUUAAUACCGCAUUCAAAAACGAUGCACCUAUUCUUAUUGCCGCAAAGCAACAAAUUAAACAACAAAUCUAUGCUAAUCAACAUCUCACAAACAAGACGGAACUAGACGAAGCUAUAGCUAAACUCAACGAAGUAUCUAAAUUCUUGUUACAAAAUAUCGUACAGGGUGAAUUAAAAGAUGAUGGUCGCUAUUUCUUAAAGUUUCAUGAAAAGACCGAAUUGGGUGAUAAUGAUACGAUAAAACAAAAGAAAUCAGAAAUGGGAUCUCUUAGCGGGACCAAGGGGAGUAACAUAAGAGCAAAGAAAUGUGGGCAAUGA
This is a messenger RNA of Lodderomyces orthopsilosis Co 90-125, 360 nucleotides long. RefSeq lists its product as uncharacterized. Lineage: Eukaryota; Fungi; Ascomycota; Pichiomycetes; Serinales; Debaryomycetaceae. Gene Ontology annotation, biological process: mitochondrial respiratory chain complex III assembly. Bases 1 to 360 code for a protein of 119 amino acids. The record is from RefSeq and is a predicted model, not a curated record. The transcript has a single exon.